Molecule: messenger RNA, 6007 nt
Organism: Pantherophis guttatus
Lineage: Eukaryota; Metazoa; Chordata; Lepidosauria; Squamata; Colubridae
Source: RefSeq, a predicted model, not a curated record
GGCCUGCAGAGUUCUGAAGCAUUGCCUUUGCUGCUGCUGCCGCUGCUGCUAGACAGGAGAUGUUCUGCCUGAACUGAAACUGCUGAGGAUUUUUUCCACGAGGAGGAUAUCCCUUCCCCAGCACUUCUGCUCGAGUAUCUAGUGGUUCUCUCGCCGGCAGACUGACUGAGACAGACAAUCUCCCAGAAGAAAACCAAGAACUGCCCAUGUUAUUUUAGGAACAAAAACAGGGGGGAGAGCUUUUCCCCUUGAAGCAGGAGGAUGAGUAGGGGCUCGAUGAGGAAGCAAUUCUGUCAGAAGACUAUGCAGACUUUUGUGAAGACAUUCUGGAUGCACAUGUCAUAGGAUAUUGAUCGUCAUUUUAUAAUUGAUGUUCUAACUGGGCCAUAUUUCUAGAAUUUGGAAGGGCUUUCAACAUUUGAUGACCUCAACGGCACCAACGUGUUAUCACAUGGAAUUGUAGCAGUGACCAAGACUUGGUACUUGCCAGACUUCAUGAACAGAAAAAGAUUGGCUUUUCCUGAAGUAUUAAGACCUGUGAAGCUCAUAAAUGCAGACAUUGGUUGCAGAGUUACUUCUUCGUCACCAUCAUAACUCAGAGCGGUUGCUGUCUGAAGCAGUUGCUAAGAUUGCAGAGCCUGUAUGUGACAUCGUCAUGAACGAAAGAAGAAAGUAAUACAGCAUUGGAUGCGCCUGCUUGCUGCCCGUAACAAAAAGAGAGAGGGGAGAAAAUGAUGCAUUGUGGGGAAUCACUUCAAAAGGGUGAAUGAAAUGAGCUCUUUCGAUUCUAGUAUUUGAAAAGCUAAGUAAUUCUCUGGAAGAAUUGUUCUAAAUGAGCCUGGCCAAGAUACUGGAUCUGUGUGAAGAGGACUAAGGAUACAAUAGGAUGUCAACUGAGACAGAACUUCAAGUGGCUGUUAAAACCAGCACAAAGAAAGAGUCUAAAAAGAAAGGUCAGGAUCGUAGUGAAGCAACUUUAAUAAAGAGAUUUAAAGGUGACGGUGUCCGAUACAAAGCAAAACUCAUUGGGAUAGACGAAGUCUCUGCAGCGCGAGGUGACAAGUUAUGUCAAGAUUCCAUGAUGAAAUUAAAGGGAAUUGUUGCUGCAUCUCGUUCAAAAGGUGAACAUAAACAGAAAAUAUUUCUAACCAUCUCCUUUGGAGGAAUCAAAAUCUUCGAUGAGAAGACAGGACUACUACAACACCAUCAUGCAGUACACGAAAUUUCAUACAUCGCAAAGGAUAUCACAGACCAUCGGGCCUUUGGAUACGUAUGUGGAAAGGAAGGGAAUCAUAGAUUUGUGGCAAUAAAAACAGCCCAGGCAGCAGAACCUGUGAUUCUGGAUUUGCGAGACCUCUUCCAACUUAUUUAUGAGUUGAAACAAAGAGAAGAACUGGAAAAGAAGGCACAAAAAGAUAAACAAUGUGAACAAGCAGUAUAUCAGACAAUUUUGGAAGAAGAUGUAGAGGAUCCUGUUUAUCAGUACAUUGUGUUUGAGGCUGGACAUGAGCCAAUUCGUGAGCCUGAAACAGAAGAAAACAUUUAUCAGGUUCCUACUAGCCAAAAGAAAGAAGGUGUUUAUGAUGUGCCAAAAAGUCAACCUGUAAGUCUGGAGAAUGGAAACCUGUUGUUGGACAUAGAAGAAAAUCUUGGUAGAAUCACUCAGGCUGUUACCCAACUAGAGCUGUUUGGGGAUAUGUCCACUCCUCCUGAUAUAACCUCUCCCCCUACCCCUGCAACUCCAGGUGAUGCCUUUAUCCCAUCUUCAUCCCAGUCACUUCCUGCUGGUACAGAGGUAUUUAGUUCUGUACCUUACAGCACUGCUGCUGUACCCUCAGGUUAUGUUGCAAUGGGAGCUGUCCUGCCUUCCUUCUGGGGACAGCAACCACUUGUUCAACAACAAUUGGCCAUGGGUGCUCAGCCUCCAGUUGCUCAGGUGAUGCAAGGAGGACAGUCAAUUGCAUGGGGACAACCUGGGAUGUUUCCUCCCACCCAGCAACCAUGGCCAUCUGUAGCUGGUCAGUUUCAGCCCGCUGCCUUCAUGCCAACACAAACUGUUUUGCCUUUACAAGCAGCCAUGUUUCAAGGUACCAUUGUUCCCACUGCUACUGUUCCACCUACCAGUGAUUCCACUAGAUCAAGUCCACAGACAGAUAGCCCAAGGCAGCAAGCUGGAAAAGAAAUGUUUAAAGAUUUCCAGAUGGCUCAGGCACCUCCAGUACCAUCACGAAAACCAGAUCAGCCUUCCCUCAGUUGUACCUCAGAGGCCUUCUCCAGUUACUUUAACAAAGUUGGAAUGGCACAGGAAGCAGAUGAUUGUGAUGACUUUGAUAUCUCUCAGUUAAAUCUGACUCCUGUGACGUCUACAACACCAUCAACAAAUUCACCCCCAACUCCUGCUCCUAGACAGAGUUCUCCAUCUAAAUCCUCGGCAUCUCAUACCAGUGACGCUGCUGCAGAUGACCUCUUUGAAGAGGGCUUCGAAAGUCCAAGCAAAAGUGAAGAGCAAGAAGCACCUGAUGGAUCUCAGGCCUCAUCCAACAGUGAUCCAUUUGGUGAACCUAUUGGUGAUACUGUAAGUCCACAGGGCGAUAGCUAGAUAGCGCAGGUUGGGGAAAGAGAACCACUCUAUGCCCAGAUCAACAGACCUAAGACCUAAGAAAUAGCAUUGACCCACACUCGUGGCACUUCAAGUCUCAAAUGAAAACGCCAGUCUUGACAGGCCUUUGGCUCCUACUACUCUUACUAAUAUUAUUUAGUUAUCUCAGCUAAUCAAGGAUAAUCAUAUCACUGGAUUAAUUCAACAAACAAGAUGUUUUGCCAACGCUGUUUGGCAGAACAUUGCUUUUUUGUUUUUUCCCUUAUUUUUCAAAAUCCUACUUUCCUAGGGCGGGGGAAUGUCAUCUGCAUUCCUACAACUUUGAACUACCCAAACACCUUUUCUUCUUUUUACCUUUUGUUGUUUCUAGGACUCCAUAUAAUGAAAGUAGGUGAUCCAAAGCUAUUAGAUGACAACUCGUUGUUUUUAUAAUACAGAAACACAGAGAAAGCAAACACAUCCUGGUCACCAGUUAUUGAGCGACACAACUGCACAUUUAAAGAUAUGGUAACUUUUUUAUGGCCAUCAAAAACUGUUCCUUCUGUAUUUUCACCCAGUAUACCAGCCUACAACAGCAUAUAUGAAGGAAGUAUUCAAGUGUUUCAUUCCCCCCCCCCAAUUACUUAAAAACUGGUGACAGACACUAGCAGCAGAAUGCCUCCUGUGAAAAUAAUUCUUAACUUGAAGUCAUGGAAUCCCAUUCCACCAAUCAUCAGUUUUGAUUGAAAAUGUUGCCAAAUGGACCUUUUAAUUUUCCAUACAUCAAAGAAGAGAUGAAAAUGCUGCUUUUUCUGUUUUGAAUACUACUGCUAUGAGUAGAGAAGGACAUCAGAUCUUUUGAUGGAAAAACAAACUGUGCGUUAUUUCCUAGGGAACUCUUAAAACAAAGAUCAGUAAAGGAUAUUUUUUAUUUCUUUGAUACCUUGCUGCUGUGAUGCUAUGCAGACAAGUGUUUUUUUCUUCUCUCUGUGCCAUUUUUGAAGAGAAAAAAAACUGUUUGCCAAAUACUUCUACAUCUGGAUUUGAUUGGGUUGGACUUUAAUAAUAACAGGAUGGAGAUGGCAUGAAUUUUGAAAUAAUGAACUUAUUCUGCGAUCCAAUGGUUCAUCUUUAUCACUUUUUGUACAUCGGAAAAAUUCAAAUGGGAUUUUUAUUUUAUAACUUGAAAUUUAAAAAUAAAAAUCUUAACUGUUAAAACUCUUUCAGUGUUUAAGGGGAAAUGGCUUUAAAGAGUCCGAAUGAAAAUUGCCAGGUUUUCUUUUGUUUUGUAAAUAUAAAUGUUAGGAGUUUUUUUUUUCCCCCACCAUGACAUCACACUGUAGGGAAGGUAGUAAAUGAUGGUGUUUCGGAAGCGUGGAAACCCCCAUUUUGUGGUUCUUGUAUCACGUUUGUUUGGUUUUGUUUUCACAUGCUUAUAGUUAGUGGGAUAAAGCUGAAGUGCAUUUCCCAACUACAUUUUUGUUGCCUGAAACUAGCUAGGUUGAUGGAGAACCCAUAAUCAUACAAUCUUGCUUUUAUAAUGCAACUCUUAUCACAUACUUUACAUUUUUUGGAGAAAAAUCACAUUUCAUACCCAUUUCCUAAUUUAAUAAAAGCUGUUUACACACUACAGAAGCAAGUUUUUUAAAACUGUUUUUUUUAAUAUAUUUAUGUAAGAAAAGUGCAGUGUUUGGUUUCUAUUCUUCGCACAUGAUUUGCAUAAAGAAUCUAUAUAUUUUUGCCCUACAGAGAAUUGUUAUACAGGUCAAAUAUGUUUUCCUGAUGUUCCUAUGCAGAUUACAAUAUAUUGAACUUUAGUGGUUUAGCACUAAAAAAGAAGAGUUAAAUAAUUCAAAUGAUGACUUGUUUCAAGGAUUAUGCAGAUUUUGUUUUUAAAAUCAAAAUACCAAUAUGCUUGUGUUUUCUCCUUUGAUUAUAUAAGCCUGGAGUUAUAUUUCAUGCAUUUGAAUUAUUAAAGCAUUUUACAAGAGUAGAUGAAAACUGGUGAUUUGGUGAUAUUAAAACUGAACUUGAUAUUUCCAGUUGGUUUUUUUCAACAUAGGUACUGAAUCAAAACGUGUGUGAAACAGUUGAAUUAUAGGCUUUAAUAUCGGUGCAGAUCUAAUGUACUUUUCCAGUCAUUUCCUCUCUGUACUUUUUUGGUGUGCAACCUUGUUUCAAUAAAAGACUCCAUGUGGAUUUUACAGAACAUGUGAUUGGUGAUGUGAAAGAGAAACAAAAGAGAAUUUGAGUCCAAUUAAAGCAGAAAGUAGUUGUGCCCAAAAUAAAAAUUAACAUUUUUGUUAAAGUCAGCUUGUUUUUCUUCAUUUCCCCUUUCCCCAGCCUGUUUUUAUCCAACCCACAAAUCAAUUUAUUUUAACUUGAUCAUUAUAUAUUUGUGAAAGGUGAAGAUGGCCUGGGCCUGCACAAGCCUUUUCCCAGCCCAAAAUAUUCAUCCAUGUUGUGGUCGUUGUCAGCAUCUCUGUCGCAAAUGUGCAUCAAAAGAAAAAUGCAAAAAAGUAUCUCUUUUUGUAACAUAUAAAUGUUAGCUUUGUUUGUUUUUUACCUACGCAAAAAGAUGACAUCAUUCAAAAGGACAUUUCAACCCUGAAAUAUUGAUGUACUGUAUAGUCAAUAGUGAAAUCUUGCUAAACUAAGUUUUUAUUGAAACACAAACAUACAGAAUUUGAAAUAUUUAUAGAUAUUGUAGCAUGGUGCGGACUCACAGCCAGUUCAUUGAUGAUGGUUGUUAUUGGGUUCCAAUAACAAAUAAUAUAUAUGAGAGAGAGAAUUACAACUGGUAUUAAGAUAUCAUAAGGAAAUUUGCUCUAUACAAACCGCAAGUCUUUUCUUGAAAUAAGACAAUCCAUGCUUAACUCAUCCAUCGUUAGAUUAUUCCUUUCUACCAUAAUCUAGAAGAAAAACAAUACAGAAGCCUGCACUAUACAAGUAUUGUAGAUAGGAAAUAUAUCUACAGGAAUCCAUUCAUCACUAGCACUAAGCUUGUCACUUUAAACUUUAAACCAGGGAAUACAUCCCAUCCUGUCCUGUUUCCAAUUGUUUCUUGAUUCUUACGUUAUUAAUGUACUUUGAUUCAUUGUUGUCAUUCAAUUGUCUGAUGAAAUCUAUGAUUGAAUAAUGUACUGGGCACCUUCUUUGCAAAGACGUUUACUUUCUACUUCGAUUUGUUUGAUUUUGCGUUCUCACGUGUUUAUUUUUUAAUAGAAGAAAGAUGAAAAUGACUGUUUUGCAGUACAUUUCUAGAUCUACUUUAACUUUACCUCAGAGGAAAACCAUUUGUUAACAUCCGUUGAACAUCUUCUUUCCCCUUAUGUAUAAUGCAUUCAUCAGAAGAAAUUUUUAGAGAUUUUCCAUUGAUUUCUGUAAGACACCAUGUAGUACUGUUGCAAAUAAAAAUGUUUAAAAUCA